AUGGAGGUUUCCUUCCGAGCCAGAUCUCCCCAGGUGUCUGUGCUAGGCAGGAUGGUGGAGAUGAAACUCUAUAGGAGGAGGGCGGCCUGUUGCCAUCGUGGCCACGGUGGCGGCGAGGCUUACAGAGUGAACCUUCCCCGAGAAGGGGGAGCCCGCGCGGCCAGCGUGGCGCCUGGAUCCCUGCCUCCGAGCCCCCCUCUUCCCUGUUCCCAGCAAGCUUUGAGCGGGCAUUCCGCUUGUGACGCCACAGCAAGGGGUCUCCCCUCGUGUUCCCUGUCCUUUACCGGCUCCAAGGACAACACCUCCCGGGUCCCCAGCUUCGAGUCAGGCCCUGACCAGAGGGAAGAAGCCAGGAGGCCAGGACACGGGUUCCUGUAUGAAACCUCCGGGGUCCGGCCACAGUUCUCUCAGCAGGCCGCCUCCUUUGGUGCUUCCCCCACGACCCCCCCCCAAUUUGCCCUGGAGGGCGUCCACGCGCCCGUCGUCUCCCGGAGCGACCGUGACCUGAAGGACGCCAUGCAGGAGGCCCAGGGCCAGCAGUUCGUGUAGUGAGGGUCCCCAUCCCCGUCGGCUCAGCAGGAAAUCUGCACGCACGUCUUGGACCAAUUUGACUACUGCACGCCAAGCUGCCUUGCCUUCUUGGGGCGGGGCUCCCCUAACCCUUCCCUCUCCUGCAGGGAGGGCUUUUCCUGGGAUGGCUCAGCCGUCUUCCCAGAACCACCCAUCAUUAGGAUAUAUCCCGGCACGAUUCGUCCCGUCUCUCGGCACAUCAGAUACUACGCCAUGGCCCUACUGAAGAACGUGAAGGAGAGGGCCGCCUGGUUCCGAACACCACACGUCCUCUGGCCCUGGGGCUGUGACAAGCAGUUCCUCAACGCCUCGCUCCAGUUCACCAACAGACCUCUGAUGGAAUUCAUCAACUCUAACUCCGCCUCCAAGCUUGGCAUCUCUGUGGAGCACGCCACACUGGCUGACUACUUCCAUGCCAUGCACACUCACAGUGUCACCUGGAACAUCCACGACCGGGACUUCCUGCCCUAUUCCUCAGAUCCAUUUCAGGCCUGGACCGGCUUCUACGCAUCCCACAGCGGGCUCAAGGGGCUGGCGAGGCGAGUCAGCACACUGCUGUAUGCCGGGCAGUCCGUGUCCACUUACUACGUGUGGCCGGCCCCCCAGCAGCACCUGGGCCUGGACCGGGCCCUGAAGCAGCUGCAGUGGCCCCCUGGGCGGUCUCCGAGGCAAGUGCAUGUGGACGUGGGCCAAGGCAAGGACAGUGACAGUGUUCAGCUGGGGGCUUCAGGAAGCUUUCGGGCCAAAUUUAUGCAGAGGAGACAGGAGGGUGCCUGGAGCAUUCCAGCAGCUUUUAUAGGAAGACUGGGCGGCAGAGACGAACCUGGGACGGGACCCAUCCAGAUGUCUGUUUCUUGCCCAAGCCAGGGGACUCAGGCAGUGGGUGUCCACAAGGUCACCAGCCCCUCUGAGACUCAGUUUCCUCUUGUGAGAAGUGGGAGGGACCCUCACCUUCUCCACAGGCACCUGGCGAGAGGGAAGGAGAGCCAGCACCUGGGAGGUGAGCGGGUGCUCUGGAGAGGCAGGUCCCGAUCCCAUGCUUCCCCUACUCUGGUCGGGCUACGGGUGCAGCACCACGACGCCAUCCCUGGGACUGAGACGCCCAAGGUGAGGGACAUGUAUGUGGAGAAUCUGAGCGCGGGGCUGCACGGCGUGCACAAGCUGAUGGCCUCCAUCGUCCAGGACAGGACCCCAGCCCACUCAGACCCAGAACGUGGGGGACACGUUGUCGUGGUCUUCAACCCCUUGGCCUGGACAGUCACCACCAUCAUUACCCUGACUGUGGACUCCUCCUGGGUCAGCAUCACCGAUGCGUCAGGCCACCCGGUGCUUGCACAGGUCCAGAAAUCAAGGGAGAAACAACCUACAUACGACCUGCAUGUGCUGACCAUUCCGGGCCUCAGUUACCGGCACUACGGCAUCAGGAGCACCGAGGGGGCCCAGACGGGCAUCCACGAACCAGUUGCCACCAUAGUUAGUUCCACCCAGUUUGGGCGCAGGCCGUGGACGUGCACUGGUCCAGGGAUCAGGCACCUGUUGCAGGUGAAGAAUGACAUUAACACCGUGUUCCUGGACCGUGACACCAACCUGAUGCACAGCAUGUGGGAGAGAGCAACCAAGCAGCCACCGCAUGGCACCCCAUCAGGAGCUCUGCCCUUCGGUCAUUGCACAGGCCCUUCUCGAGAGAGCACGGAGCAGGCAGGACGGGCCGACCGCAGCCAGUGUGGGUGGUCAGUGAAGAGCGGGGACCGCAAGAGAGUAACCGCAACAAUGAUACGGAUCCGCAGCCCAUUUCUAAUAACUACGCAUCUGCACCCAAUGAGACCGCGAAGCGCCCCCCGGAAACCAGUGGGAAUGCAGAUUGUGGCGGGGGAGCUCAGGGCCGAGAUCCGGCAGUACCCCUACAGGAGGGUGAGGGACACGGAUCACACAUAGGCCAUCUACUCCCGACUCACCCACGUCCCACGCAGCCAUGGCAGAGAGCUGCUCUGCCAUCGCAUCGAGCAGGAGUGCCGGGGGCGGGGGGGGGGGGGGGCCUUGCAGCUGAACCACGAGGCCAUCCUGAGGACCAGCACCAGUCUACACAACCGCCGGGUCCUCUCCUCGGACAACAGCGGCUGCUGGAUGCAGUGGAGGCACUUCCGGAAAUACGCGAACAACAUGAACAACAUCACUCGGAAUCACUACCCCGUGGUUCAGUCCGCCUUCCUCGAGGACAACAGAAGCGGGCUCGUGCUGCCGUCCCAGCAGGCACGCCGCGACUCCAGCCAAGGGAACGGGCACGUGGAGGUCAUGCCCCAUCGCCUGUGGAACAAUUUGGACUGGGGUCUGGGUACCAGCCUCACGCUGAACGACACCUCCGUCGUCUUCCCUGUGCUCUGGCCGCUGCUGGGACCCCGGCCCCUCACCACGGGCCUGCUCCAGGGGGGUGGGCGGGCGCGACAUCGAGAGCCAAACAGUAAGGGGGUGUUCGUCCCAGAAUGA
Acinonyx jubatus (cheetah) is the source of this 3054-nucleotide messenger RNA. It is a transcript of the gene MAN2B2, whose product is annotated as mannosidase alpha class 2B member 2. Lineage: Eukaryota; Metazoa; Chordata; Mammalia; Carnivora; Felidae. Gene Ontology annotation, molecular function: alpha-mannosidase activity; carbohydrate binding. Gene Ontology annotation, biological process: mannose metabolic process. Gene Ontology annotation, cellular component: lysosome. The record is from RefSeq and is a predicted model, not a curated record.